This is a messenger RNA of Carassius carassius (crucian carp), 974 nucleotides long. RefSeq names its product THAP domain-containing protein 6-like. The transcript has 6 exons. Bases 107 to 721 code for a protein of 204 amino acids. Lineage: Eukaryota; Metazoa; Chordata; Actinopteri; Cypriniformes; Cyprinidae. The record is from RefSeq and is a predicted model, not a curated record.
CAUAUAAUUAACUAGACGCCUCGUUGGCCGCUCGACCGCACGUCAACGUCGCCGCCAUCUUGGUGCGGGCAUCUGUUCCAUAAUUCUCAUAAGUGGAAUCGAGAAAAUGCCUCAGUCGUGUGCUGCUUGGGGCUGUACAAACCGCCGCACAAUUGAAAAUAGGUCUCGGGGAAUUACUUUUCACAGGUUUCCCAAAAACAUACAGUUGAGGAGGCAGUGGGAAGUAGAUUUAAGAAGAGAAGAUUUUUCCGCAAGCGAGUCCUCCGUGCUAUGCAGUGAACACUUCAAGCCGGAGGACUUUGACAGGACAGGUCAAAUUGUGAGGAUUAGGGAUGGAGCUAAACCAUCGAUUUUCAGAUCCCCCCCUGUGGAAACCAGGAAAACAAAGACCUCAAGGAAAGCUGAGGAGAGCUGGUCAGUGGACUGUUCUCAGGAUUUCCAAGAGAUCGAUCCUCCUCUGCCUAAUGUUGAUCACUCCUAUGCAUUGCCUGCAUCACCUGCUGUUCUAAAGACUAGACUCUGUGAAGCCUUGGCUAGAGUGGAGAGUCUGGAGCACGAGUUGAGGAAUGUCAAAGACCGGGAACAGAGGGCAAAGAAGACGGUGCAUGAUUUUCUAGAGGAUCUGAAGGGAAAGAACCUCAUAAAUGAAGAUCUGAAAGAGAGACUUGGUUUCUACUCUGAUCUUCCGGUAGACCUCUUGUCAAAACAGGGCCAUGAGUAAACAAAAGAGCAGAGGGAGUUUGCCCUCACUCUUCAUUUACAUGGUCCAAAAGCCUACAAUUAUUUGAGGAAAUCUCUUCAUCUUGGCCUCCCACAUCCACAUACAUUACAGAGGUGGAUGAUUUCUGUGGAUGCCAAGCCUGGCCUCAACAUGAUGAUGUUGGACAUGCUGAAAAGACGACAAGAGGAAGACCCAGCUAAAUAUGGAUGUGUAACUCUGAUGUUGGAUGCCAUGGCCAUCAAGAAACACAUCC